AUGCAGGUUCUUAUGUCUCUUUUACACUCCAAUGGUUAUGUUCACGACUUUUCUACAAAUGAUGUUACGAACAAGCUGGAAGCUUUAUUUUUUGUUCAUCCGACAUCUUUUAAGAUAUGGCGUGCAUUCCCACAUGUGUUGAUGAUAGAUGCUACGUACAAGACGAACAAGUAUAAUAUGCCUUUUGUUGAGAUUGUUGGCGUAACUUCUACAAGAAAAACAUUUUGCAUAGCUUUUGCCUUUAUAAGUGAAGAAAAGAUGGACAACUAUAAGUGGGUGUUAGAGUGUUUAAAGUUGACACUAGAUGAGUGCAUGCUACCACGUGUUAUAAUUACCGACAGAGAGUUGGCUCUCAUGAAAGCAUGCGAAAAAGUUUUUUCGAAUGCUACUCGAUUACUUUGUAGAUGGCACAUUAGCCAAAAUAUUUUGAAGAAUUGCAGGCCAACAAUCAAGACGCAACGUGAUUGGGACUCUUUUCUUUCGGCGUGGAAGUUACUAGAAGAUUCUUCGACGUGGAUAUCGUACAUGGAAAACUACAAGCAACUUCAAUUAGUAUUGAGGAAAUAUCCACGUGAGGAUAUCCCUUUGGAUUCAAUUGAUAUUUUUUGGAGGACACUAGAUGUUUCAUGGUCAACACCCUUGGAAAAUGAAGAUAUUCAAUGUGACGAUGAACUGCAUAUUUUCAAAGAAAAAUUCAAAAAGCAGUCCAACGCUGGAAAGAAGAGUUUCUUAAGAAAGCUAGCCGAUAUAUUCAAUCCAAGCACAAAUCUUAUUAAAGAACCCGCAGUUAAAAAAAAUACUCGCGGGCGGCCAAGCUUGAAGAAACAAAAAAAGAAGAAGUGCGUUGAUCCGAAAAAUCAAGAUCCUGGUAAAAGUAGUUAUUCCACCAGAUUUUUUGAUAUAGAUUUGAAUUUGGAACCGACAAAUAUUGAAACGGUGAGACACAGUUCAUAUGUAACAAGCGCACACGACUUGUUCCCGAAUUUAAAUGAAGAACCCGCGAGACACAGUUCAUAUGUAAGCCAGUCGUUUACCAGACCUGGUUCGGAAAGAUUUUUGAAACAACUUCCACAAAUUUUCCGUCAUUAUCUUACAGGUUUACAAGAUGUAAUAGGUGACGGAAAUUGCGGAUUUCGAUCGGUCGCUGUCGCUCUUGGUCUAUCUGAGGAUCAAUGGCCUCGAAUUCGAUCAGACUUGGUGCGGGAGUUAGAUGUUAACCAGCAAAAGUACAAGUAUAUAUUUGGAACGACAGAUUAUAAAAAAAUCUAUAAAACCGUACAAUUAGCUGGAAAAUGGAUGGAAAUGCCAAACACGGGAUUGAUUAUUGCUUCUGCAUACAAUAGAGUUGUUAUAAGUCUAGCUAAUGGAGGAAACGUCGGAGGUUGUACUACGAUUUUCCCUCUUUGGUCAAGUCCACCACAAUCAGAGCCACAUGGGACAAUCGUCAUUGCACAUGUGAAUGAUAACCAUUAUAUUAAAGCGACAUUACGCGAAGGUUGUCCUUUGCCGAUGACUCAUCCACUUUGGAUCACAUAUAAAAGUGACAUUGCAUCUGCAUGGGAAGACCCAUAUGUUAGUCGUCAGGAAGAGUUUCGUGAAUAUUAUUUUCGUAUUCCUGAAACUUUUGACCUAUCGAAGUAA
This is a messenger RNA of Hibiscus syriacus, 1641 nucleotides long. RefSeq lists its product as uncharacterized. The transcript has 2 exons. Gene Ontology annotation, biological process: regulation of DNA-templated transcription. Bases 1 to 1641 code for a protein of 546 amino acids. The record is from RefSeq and is a predicted model, not a curated record. NCBI's taxonomy places the organism in Eukaryota, Viridiplantae, Streptophyta, Magnoliopsida, Malvales, Malvaceae.